GGAAUAGUAGGGUCAAAGCAGCUAACAAUCAGCAGAAAUGACAUUCAAACUACCUACGGACAAGCUUGGGAUCCCUUUGCUCGGGAUCGGGUCUGGGACCUACUACUUCAAGCGGUCGCCGGACUUGCCACCAAACGAGCAACUAGUGUCGAUCUUCACAACAGCCGUGGAGAAGGGUUUUGUUCACCUUGACUCCGCUGAGGUGUACGGGAAUGACGCCGAGUUAAAGGCAAGCUUACAGAAACUUCUUGCUGGCGGGAAGAUAAAGCGGGAGGACAUCUUCAUCACAGACAAGUACUUUGCCGGUGACGGGUCGUACACGGCACACUCAAAGCAUAAGAAUCCGUAUGAGCGGCUCACGCAGCUCUUGGCAGACCUCGACACACCAUACGUGGACCUCUACUUGCUCCAUGCGCCGUUCAUCAAGAAGGAAACCCACGGCUUUGACUUGAAAGAGGCGUGGGCGUUUUUGCAGCAGGCGCACGACGAGGGCCUUGCCAAGCGCAUCGGCGUCUCCAAUUUUGCUGUCGAGGACCUCAAGCAAAUCUGGGACAGCACCAAGACGAACCCACAGGUCAACCAGAUUGAGUUCAACGCCUUUCUCCAGGAGCAGACUCCGGGCAUCGUCGAAUUCUCCCAGAGCAAGGGGAUUGUGGUCGAGGCGUACUCGCCGCUCAGCCCAAUCACCGCCGCUGACCUCACGCAAGGCGCCGGUCUUCAUUUUGCUGAGUACCUUGACUCCCUAGCUUCCAAAUAUGCGAAGACCCGUCUUCAGGUCUUGCUCCGCUGGGUCAUCCAGCGGGACAUUGUCCCCGUCACGACGACGUCCAAACCCGAGCGUUUCGCCGAGUUUGAGGGCGUUUUCGGCUGGCAACUCGACGACGCAGAGGUUUCCCACCUAUCCAAGCUAGGCGCCGCCUACAAGCCGCCGCUCCGCAAGUACUGGAAGCCCGAGUACAGUAAGUAUGACAAGUAGCCAUUCUAGUUAGUGUAAUACAAUACAG
Molecule: messenger RNA, 1004 nt
Organism: Pichia membranifaciens NRRL Y-2026
Lineage: Eukaryota; Fungi; Ascomycota; Pichiomycetes; Pichiales; Pichiaceae
Exons: 1
Coding region: 38-976 (312 amino acids)
Cellular component (GO): cytosol
Molecular function (GO): aldose reductase (NADPH) activity
Source: RefSeq, a predicted model, not a curated record